AUGCCCCUAGUCAACAUCGAGGGCAAUGUAUCGAAUGCGUUUACCGUUAUCAACCAGGCGGGCGCUGAUAUGUCGGUGCCUAUACGUAACGUGAACGUUGUGAAGCCGCUAGAACGCCAUGUGCCUCCGGCGCCCGAUAACGCGCAGUCGAUCCUCGACCCGAAGUUCUCGCGAGCCCUGGACUACAAGUUGCGCCGGCUCAAGGAGAAGGAGACCCUCGCUGCCAACCUCCGCCGGCCGACGCGCUGCCGGCCACACCCGCACACCUCCCAGCCCGACAUCCGCGUGACCGACGGGAUGAGGCCGCAGGAUGUCAGCCGUUCUCAUCCCAGGAUCGACACUCUUGGCGCCGAACGGCACAGGAUACUGCCGAAAAUCGAAACGCCGUCGCCCACUAAAGUCCGAGGGAAAGUUAACGGAGGCAGUGAAUCCGAUAAGCCCCGCUUCGUGACUACUGUGAAGAGUGGGGAAUUCCUACUACCGCCGCCCGAUCUGGCGCGUCUCCUAGGUCUCAACACGCUAUAUCCCUUAUACACGCCGCGUAGCAGGGAAAACCUGGUCUACUCUUACUCAAGUCGGCCCAAGCCGGUGGCUAACAGGACGAAACGGUCGCUAGUUGAGAAGAAAGAGAAGUCGGAUCGCCCAGACGCGGCCCAAGUCCCCAAUGAAGCGAAACGAAUGCGAGGCGUGUUUAACGGGGUGAGAAAUCUGGCUGCCGGAGUGUCCGGACUGCAGCAACUGCUGAAAGAGAAUGAGAAUCGCCUUCACCCAGAUGGGAGCGUCACGACGGCCGCCACUGGCGCGACGGGCGCUCAGUACUCCAACGUGAUGCACGACAAGAGGGUGGUGCGGGGCAGCACUUUUGCAGCACAUCCACAUGCAGCUGGUGAUGGAGCGGAAAGUGCGGCGGCGCGAGCGGCGCGCACACGCAGACGUGCGUUGGCACGACGUGCUGCUUUGGCUCGGCUGCGACCUGGCACCCCACCGCCUGCACCAGGUCGAAGACACCACCCCAUUCAGACUGAAUACUACCUCGAGGAGUUGUUCGACAAAGGCGUCGAGAUGGAGGUGGGUGUGCAGACAGACCUCUUCGUCGACCGACCGGCCACGCCGAUCUACGUGCCUGCUAAGACCGGCGCAGACGCAGCCACACAGAUCUACCCGGGAGAUCUAUUCGACUUCGAUCUAGAAGUGCAACCAAUACUCGAAGUGCUGGUCGGCAAGACGGUUGAACAGGCCCUAGCCGAAGUGGCGCAGGAGGAAGAGCUUAGCACCCUACGUGAGCAGCAGCGUCGAUACAGAGAGUUGCGAGCAGCCGAGCUCGCUGAACGGCAACGGUUAGCAGCACAAGACAGGCGGCUGCAUCACGAAGCGCAACGGCGAGUCGCAGAGGCCCGCCGUGCGAAAGUCUCCGCGACAGAAGCGAGACACCGCGUCGCUGCUAGUGCCCUGGUCCAGGGUUACGUGGCGGAACUCUUGCCUUCAGUGCUGGCUGGCCUCCGAGACGCUGGGUACCUCGUGCGUCGGCUGCAUAGAGGUGUAGAAGAAGAGUUCAUGCCGUGGCUGGUGGAAGAGGUGUCAAAGGAGAUCGAGUCUAUUAUAACGAGUCGCGAUGUUAUAAGCGAGAUAGUCCGCGAGGUGGCAGAGGCCCGAGCAGAAUUGUACGCUGCGGCCGGUGAACGAGAGUACGAAAAUGAGACGCCACCAGACUCCAUCACACCACCAGAGCUUGCUCCUGAAGAAGAAGAAGAGUACCCUCGCCCUAUCUCGCAGUGUGACGAAUCGCCGUGGUGCGGUGUCACUGCAGGACCAUGA
This is a messenger RNA of Leptosia nina, 1815 nucleotides long. Lineage: Eukaryota; Metazoa; Arthropoda; Insecta; Lepidoptera; Pieridae. The record is from the annotation of a GenBank genome assembly.